Messenger RNA from Triticum dicoccoides, 507 nucleotides. RefSeq lists its product as uncharacterized. The transcript has 3 exons. Lineage: Eukaryota; Viridiplantae; Streptophyta; Magnoliopsida; Poales; Poaceae. The record is from RefSeq and is a predicted model, not a curated record. The coding region runs from base 1 to 507 and encodes 168 amino acids.
AUGGGGAAGAAAAGAGACGAGGAUGGAGAGACCAAAGACAAAAAAAACAGAGCAUCAUGGACCACUGCUCAACUUGACCUGCUCGUUUCUGUGAUGAAAGAGUAUGUAGCUGCUGCUGAAUUUUGUGGUCAGAAUGGAUGGACAAAAGAAGGAUGGAAUUCCAUGGUUAUACGCUUGAAUAAUCAGUUUCAGAGAGCUAACUUUAUUGUUUCUCAACUAAAAUUUAGAGAGCAACGGUUGAAGAAAUAUUAUUUUAUUGUCAAAUCUAUUGUAGAGAAGAGUGGCUUCGGUUUUCAUCCUGUUACAAAAAUGCCAACAACCAUUGAUGAAAAAUGGGAUGAAUUGAGCAAAGAACAACAGAAGUGGAGAUACAAAGCUUUCCCUUACUACGACGAUUUGCAUGCAAUUUAUGAUGGUAAAACAGCAGAGGGGAAGGGUUGUAAGAGGACAACUGACAUGGACGAAUUGAUUAUUAAAAUUACAUGCCACCAUGACAUUUUGCAAUAA